Molecule: messenger RNA, 517 nt
Organism: Cuscuta epithymum
Lineage: Eukaryota; Viridiplantae; Streptophyta; Magnoliopsida; Solanales; Convolvulaceae
Source: the annotation of a GenBank genome assembly
CCAAAUUCAGAACAACUUGGAGAAAAGCACACUACUGCCAUUCCUUAUGAAGACCCACAUAGAAGUGGUUUCCCAUCAUUGGAAGAAACUUCAAGGUUGCAUGACGUGCAUAUCCACAAAUCCUGAGUUGUUCUCGUCCAGUGUGUCUUAUGAUCAAAGCUCUGUCGUUAAUGUUUUAGUCAUUUCAGGAUUAUGCAAUGGAACAAGGUUGGUCGUAACCAAACUGGGAAAGCACAUGUUGGAAGCCAAAGUGAUAACAAGAAAAGCUAUGGGAGAUAAGGUUUACAUUCCUAGAAUUCCAUUGUCACUAUCAGAUACGACAAUGUCAUUCAAUUUUUAGAGGAAGCAAUUCCCUGUGAUGAUAUGCUUUGUGAUGACAAUAAAUAAAAGUCAAGGUCAAACGUUAACACAUGUAGGUUUAUACCUUAAGCGACACAUUUUCACUCAUGGUCAAUUGUAUGUGGCAAUAUUAAGGGUAAGGAGCAGAGAUUGUCUGAAGAUAUUCAUUCAAAAGAAA